ACUAGUAACAUUUCGUUCUUGAUAGCCAUUUCUACCCAGAAAACAGAGAGGAUGUUGCUGAGGAAGUGUCUUCAGGUUAUUUUUCUCUUCUACAUCUCAUUGACAUUUGGAAAUGGACUUGAAUAUCUGACGUAUUUUAUAAAAGUACAACACUGUGAUCUGAAAGAUGCUAAAACAUUGAUGACACUUGAUGUGGAUGCCUUCGACUGUUCGAAGAGGUGUUUUGAAACUUCUGCAUGUAAAUCCUUCGUGAGCAGAACGAUAAGUCCAAGAUGUAUUUUAUACGAAAAUGACUCAACAGAGAAAAUUCUAACAGGGGAAAAUAAUGCCUAUUUUUAUCAGUUGAGAAGAACUGUGCCGACCAAGUAUAGAGACGGAAAAUGUCCCAUGGAUGUAGUUGACAACGCUUUUCUCCCUGGUAACAAUGAUAUUAGUGACACGUCUGGUCAUAGUUACACGGCGUGUAUCUAUAGAUGUGAAGCAAAUCCAAAUUGUCAAUCGUUUGACUACGGUAUAAGUAGCGGACAAUGCAUUUUGUCAAGUAAAAAUCAUGAUGAUUCUUCUGUGUGGUGUGGCACAGGUGCACUUUACACUGAAAUAAGCAGAGAACUUUGGAAUAAUUUCAGUCAGUCAUAUACAUUGAAGGACAUCAGCUCCGUAGGAUGUGCUUUCGGCUCCUAUUAUUUCGUUAAUAGUAAGACCAUUUUUAUUUAGUUGUUUAUUUUUAGUGUUCUUUGAUUCUGUGUCUUGUUCCUGAUCUUUAAUUCAUCGAUCUUCUGUCUCCAGUGCACGCCGAACAAAACUGAAAAUUUUAAAUAUCUCUUUCUUCCGCAACGCAAAAAAUAAAG
This is a messenger RNA of Octopus sinensis (East Asian common octopus), 848 nucleotides long. RefSeq lists its product as uncharacterized. The transcript is spliced from 5 exons. The record is from RefSeq and is a predicted model, not a curated record. NCBI's taxonomy places the organism in Eukaryota, Metazoa, Mollusca, Cephalopoda, Octopoda, Octopodidae. Bases 52 to 714 code for a protein of 220 amino acids.